UUUCUAUUUUCUCGCGAAAACAUUUUUUCUUCUUCUGAAGCGAAUGAAGAAAAAUAAAUUCAUCUUGUGCAGUCAAGAACAACAAAAAUUAAAAAUUCUCUUUUGAUACAUUGUGUGUGCAGUGUGUACCGUAUUGUGGUGUUUUAGGUGGUGUUGUUUGUGCAUCGGCGGCAUACAUUGUUCUGCGUCACACAAUUGCUGUGGGACAUUAUAACGGGAACGGUGGAGAGAAUAUCAACGCUAAAAUGGUUUCAUUGCAACAGCUAAACUUUCACAACAAUGAAAAAAAUAAACCGAUCACUGGAGCUAAUUUGUUGCAACGACAUUCCAUUAAUUCGUUAUUGGAACAACAGGAUUUAAUAUGGUCACCAAACAUCGAUGGUGAGUCGAUGGCUAUGUCAGGAAUCUAUGGCCUACGCAAUUCAUUAUCCGAAUCAAACUCAUCACUGUCGAAUUCAUCUAUGAAUGGCAGUUGCAUUGGUACAUUUGCUGGUACAACGCCCACUGGUAGCAGUCCCGACGAUUCAUCGCUUCAGCUAAGUGCAAGCUUGACAUCGAAUCCAUACUCCCAGUUAACAUCAGUGUCGUUGUCUUCCAAUGGAUCGUUGAACACACCGAUCAAGAAUUUCGACAAUUUGCAGUUUGAUAGCAUUGAUGGGAACACACCUUUGAAAAUUUUUCAAAGGACCCCAAACUAUGAAUGUUCUACACCAAUGUCACCGACGGCACCUUCUUCGACGCAACAAUACCCCCGGAACUAUCGUGGGUCUGCUUUGUUUAGAGAUACCUCCAGUCCGAUCACUCCGUUAAAAUCAUUGGAUUCGCCGCUUCUCUAUGGUUAUAAAUCGGCUAAUAACUCCGAAAGUAGCAGCAGCAACAGCAGUGGAAAUUCACCAAAUAAUACAUCCAACUCAGAAAAUCUCAAUUUGAUUGACCUUAUCAACUAUUUUGCGGCCAAUAAUAAUAAUAACAACGCCACUGAAACGAUGCAUUUCAAGAACAGUUUGAAUCAGUUUUCGCAAAAUGAUUUGCAAACGUUAAACGCAUUGAAAUUCAUUCAACAAAAUCAACAGAAUACACAACCCCAGUUCUAUGCACAGCAUCAGUCGCCACAUUUGUCAAAUUACUCAUCGAAUGGAGUAAUGACACAAACUUCACGUCAAAUACUUGGUCUAAAUCAACUGUUGCAACCCGACUGCAAUUCGAAUCACUUAAAGAAUUGGCAAAACAUUGCCAUGGGCAAUAAUAAUAAAAACAAUAACAUCAACAUCAACGACACGCACUUGGACCGAGCUGCACGAUUCCAUCGAUCAUCGGCUGCACUUUAUGAUGCCACUUGUACUUGGAGUGGAUUUUUACAACCACGUGUACACAAAGUGGUCAACUAUUCGCCGAAAGUAUUUUUGGGUGGUAUUCCAUGGGACAUCAGUGAACAAUCAUUGAUACAGAUUUUCAAACAAUUUGGACCAAUCAAAGUUGAAUGGCCUGGUAAAGAAAAUCAAGCUGCACAGCCCAAAGGUUAUGUAUACAUAAUCUUUGAAUCGGAAAAACAGGUUCGUGAAUUGUUGAAUGCGUGCACAAUUCAAGAUGGAAAUGAUGCCAAUUCGGGCAAUUAUUAUUUUAAAAUAUCUUCGAAACGGAUUAAGGCCAAAGAGGUUGAAGUUAUUCCAUGGAUCAUUGCUGAUUCAAAUUAUGUAAUUCCAACAUCGCAGAAGUUAGAUCCCAGUAAGACGGUAUUUGUUGGUGCACUUCACGGAAAAUUGACAGCCGAUGGCUUGGCAAAAAUCAUGAAUGAUCUUUUCGAUGGUGUUGUUUACGCGGGCAUUGAUACAGACAAGCACAAAUAUCCGAUUGGAUCGGGACGUGUGACAUUCAAUUGCAAUCGUUCGUACAUGAAAGCGGUGGCUUCGGCGUUUAUUGAAAUAAAAACGACCAAGUUCACAAAAAAGGUGCAAGUCGAUCCAUAUUUGGAGGAUGCACUAUGUUCGAUGUGUGGUCUUCAUCAUGGUCCAUAUUAUUGUCGUGAAAUGUCAUGUUUCCGCUACUACUGUCGAUCAUGUUGGCAAUGGCAACACUCAUCGGAUCCAUCGUUGCAAAAUCACAAGCCAUUGACUCGAAACUCAAAAUCACAACAGCUUAUUGGACUUGGACCACAGAAUGUAUCAUCCCCCGUCAACAAUACUAACGCUUCAUCGAAUUACUACUGCUAAAGUAGAAGUUUUUACGCAGUUUUGCAAAAACCAUUCAUUUAUCGCUCUUAAUUAUUAUUUAUGAUUAUUAUAAAUCAUUCUUAUUGUUCUUAUCAUCAUUUAUUAUUAUUGUUAUUAAUUUUUUUUUCUGUUUUAAGUCUUCAUUUAAAUGAUCGUAUUAAUUUUUUUUUUGAUCACACAAUCGUGUUCUGUUAUUAAGCAAACAGCUUCUUGUUUUUUUUUUUUGAAUAUUUCCGUAUCAAAGUGAAUUAAAAAUUGGGACACACAUUUUCUGAAAAAAUGAACGUUUAACAAUUGAACAGAUGAACAAAAGAAAUGAAAUUUAUAAAUCACGCUACAAUUAACAUGCAAUAACAAUUUAGAUAAAUAACCAAACUCAUGUACUUAAAUGAAAUGAAAUCAAAUAUGCAACAAACAAAUAUUGCAGAGAAAUGAAAAUGAUAAGAUUAAAAUCGACCGAAAACACUAUUAUGAAAAGAGGUAAUAAGUCAAUAAGAGAAAAAUUUAUCUCCUCUCAAAAUGUUAAGUAUAACCAAUGAAAACAAACAAAAAAAAAAACAAUUUGUAAAAUGAAUACACAUCACCACACAAUUUAUUGUAAUCCGAUUUGAAUACAAUACAAAUAGUAAAUGUUUAACUCAAGCGUAGAAUUUACAACAACAAAAAAAAAAAAACAAUUUAAUGAACUGCAAUAUA
This is a messenger RNA of Contarinia nasturtii (swede midge), 2906 nucleotides long. It is a transcript of the gene orb, whose product is annotated as cytoplasmic polyadenylation element-binding protein 1. The record is from RefSeq and is a predicted model, not a curated record. Lineage: Eukaryota; Metazoa; Arthropoda; Insecta; Diptera; Cecidomyiidae. Gene Ontology annotation, biological process: negative regulation of cytoplasmic translation. The transcript is spliced from 11 exons. Gene Ontology annotation, molecular function: mRNA 3'-UTR binding; mRNA regulatory element binding translation repressor activity; translation factor activity, RNA binding. The coding region runs from base 246 to 2210 and encodes 654 amino acids. Gene Ontology annotation, cellular component: cytoplasm; nucleus; synapse.